AAAUAAUUAAUAAAUGAUAUAUAUUUAGUAACUUAUUUCAUGACUGUAAAAAAAAUUCAUUAAAAAUAAGUAUAGUUUGGAGCACGCAAGGUGUCCUCAGGUAUUCUUAAGUCCUCUUUAACUCAAUAAACAAUGUCUUAAGACUAUUUGGAGACUUAUACGUAAGUUGAAGUACAUAUAUUUACAAGCGAGGAUACCGAGGGGGGUGUUAAUGUUAAACCCGGGGGUACAAAUUGUCAGUACUUGUUGGACUAGCGUUUAAUAUUUAAAGAGAACUCGGACCGAUAGGACGAGCUGCAUCUGACAGUGGGCCAUCAGCUCCGUCUUCCUUACCAAUAAUCCUUUCGCUAAAUUUGUGCGCCCGUGCUUUAACACACUUGGAUUAGUUUGUCUAGUUACAAUUUUUUCCAAGAAUUUUAAAACUAAAAAUGACAGUGUUAACGGGUCCCAGUUUUGCCGCAUAUGGCAGCGGCGGUGGUUGGUCACGAGGAUCUGGCAAUCAAACGGUAGUCGACAAAGUCCUACCUGAGAUGCUGCACCUGGUUGACGCCCACUGGUAUCAAUUCCCACCGAUGAAUCCACUAUGGCACGCGAUCCUCGGCUUGGUAAUCGGUUGUCUUGGUCUCGUAUCCAUUAUCGGCAAUGGAAUGGUUGUCUUUAUCUUUACAUCAACUAAAAACUUACGAACACCAAGCAAUCUGCUGGUUGUCAACCUCGCUUUCGCUGACUUUUUAAUGAUGUUCUGCAUGGCACCACCCAUGGUCGUCAAUUGCAUCUACGAAACCUGGGUCUUUGGUCCACUGAUGUGCCAACUGUAUGCCUGUGCUGGAUCCUUAUUCGGAUGUACCUCCAUUUGGUCAAUGACAGCGAUUGCAUUCGACAGAUACAAUGUUAUUGUUAAGGGUUUAUCUGGCAAACCGCUGACUGUCGGUGGCGCAUUAUUGCGUAUACUAGGAAUCUGGCUUUUCUGCCUUGCAUGGACUAUUUUCCCGCUCUUCGGGUGGAACAGAUAUGUACCUGAAGGCAACAUGACUGCAUGUGGUACUGACUACAUCACCAAGGACUGGUUCUCCCGGUCAUACAUAUUAGCAUAUUCGGUGUUUGUCUACUUCUUGCCGCUCUUUCUAAUUAUCUACAGCUACUACUUCAUUAUCGCGGCGGUAACUGCUCACGAGAAGAACAUGCGUGAGCAGGCGAAGAAAAUGAACGUCGCAUCAUUGAGAUCACAGGAAAACCAGAACCAAAGUGCGGAAUGCAAACUUGCUAAGGUUGCUUUAACAACAAUUUCCCUGUGGUUCAUGGCUUGGACGCCAUACCUGGUGAUCAAUUACGCCGGUAUCUUUGAGAGUGUGACUAUAAGUCCACUUUUCACUAUCUGGGGGUCUGUGUUUGCUAAAGCCAAUGCUGUCUAUAAUCCUAUCGUCUAUGGUAUCAGUCACCCCAAAUAUCGCGCGGCAUUAUUUGCACGGUUCCCAUCGUUGGCUUGCUCAGAUAAAUCCAGUGCAGGUGAUGCUGUUUCAACAGCAACCACCGUCACUGAAGGUGAAAAAGCAAAUGCAUAAAAUAAAUACAAUUAAUUAAAUUGAGGAAGUUCAAUAAUUAUUGGAAAUAAUUUAAACAAAAAUUAAUUAUUAAAUUAAACGGAAAACUCGCAAGGAAUAAAAACUCUGUAAGAGUUUAUAAUUUAAAAUAAUUAUCUGGAUAAUUAUAUUUUUUAAUAAUUAAGAAUUGUAUAUAUUUUGUGUAAUUAUAAAG
This is a messenger RNA of Microplitis demolitor, 1755 nucleotides long. It is a transcript of the gene Lop1, whose product is annotated as rhodopsin. The record is from RefSeq and is a predicted model, not a curated record. Lineage: Eukaryota; Metazoa; Arthropoda; Insecta; Hymenoptera; Braconidae. The coding region runs from base 429 to 1562 and encodes 377 amino acids. Gene Ontology annotation, biological process: phototransduction; G protein-coupled receptor signaling pathway; visual perception. The transcript is spliced from 7 exons. Gene Ontology annotation, molecular function: G protein-coupled receptor activity. Gene Ontology annotation, cellular component: membrane.